Molecule: messenger RNA, 5195 nt
Organism: Sitodiplosis mosellana (orange wheat blossom midge)
Lineage: Eukaryota; Metazoa; Arthropoda; Insecta; Diptera; Cecidomyiidae
Gene: TpnC41C
Product: troponin C, isoallergen Bla g 6.0201
Exons: 6
Coding region: 4151-4612 (153 amino acids)
Molecular function (GO): calcium ion binding; enzyme regulator activity
Source: RefSeq, a predicted model, not a curated record
AUUUAUUUGCGCAUUGGAUCUCACUUAAAUUUCCACAGCCAAAUCGCUCGCUUGUCUAUGCGCCACGACGACGACGACGACGAAAAAAAUGUACCCAUCUCUAUUCCAGAUUUAUUUCACCGAACCAAACAAAUCGUCACUCAUUAGCCAUUUCAAAUGCAUGAAUCAAAAGCAAUAAAUAUUACAACUUCUAACAAAAUGAACCGCAGCAAAUGCAAAGCGCACAACUCAUAAAUAUGAUACAUAUGUAGGAAAUGAACGAACAUUUUAAUUGCAGUUUAGAUUAAUUAAAAGCGACGUGUAUGAUUCCAUUAUUGACCACAAUUUAAUUUGAUUUGUUACACUCAAACGAUUCUUUGAUCGAUCAUAUUUUUGGAAUAUCGGACGGAAAUUAAUGGCCAUACGAAUUUUCGUUAUUCCGAUGAAAACGCCGUUCGGCGCUUGAAAUAAAUUCAUGUAGUGACAUUUUUUUCUUGAUUUACCGAUCGAAUGCAGACAUUUGAACGGGCUAAUGGACGUACACAUGCACUGACACAUGCUCGCAAUAAUUCGACCAUUUUAUGCUUGAAAAUAUUAUCUUGUUCGAAAGAGUAGUUGCGACAACCAUACAAUUAUUGCUACAUUGUAACCAAUUUGUUCUGAACAUUUUGAACGCGUAUGGAAUGAGACAGCGCAAAUGUGGACAAAGUACAAUGAUAAAGCAUUUUCCAUAGAAAUUUAUAAAAACGGAAUGAAAAUUUGGAAAAAAUCGAGACAUUUGUUCUAGGAACAAGUUCACUUAGUUUUCAAUUUUUCAAGUUUUUGGAUAGACAAUUUUUCAGAACAUGAAGCUUUUCUAUCGAUAAAUAACAAAUGACACUUCAUAACAAAGAAAUGCUUUCAAUCGGAAUUCACUAAACACGUCCAGCCAAUUACGGUAAAACUCUCAUGGAGCAAUUCCCAACGGAUUCAAGCAGAUCCAAGGUUAAGCGAGUGAGUGUAGAAUACAGUGAACGUUCGGAAAUCACGUUCACUGUAUCGAUCCGUCUUUUCGUCAUCGACUUUUACGAAUUUUCGAAGCUUGAACCGAGUGUGACAAUUAUGUUUGGGUAAAGUGUGAAAAUCUCUAAUACUUUACGUCGGAGUGAAUUCUUUUUUUUUCUGUAAAUCUUGGUCUUUCUGUAUUUAUUCUAUUCUAAACAUGCCAAUGGCACGUUAUACCAUUUGGCAAAUUAUAUUUUUUUUGUAAGAGUUCUCGCACUCUUUUCUAGCCAAACGUCUACUUUAUUCAGCCAGUUCUGGUGACGGUGGUGUCAAAUAAAAUAGAAAUAAUUCUUUCUAUUCUUGAUUUCAUUAAAAAUGCUUAAAAAAGUGUAAAGACAGUGCAAAAACGCGAGGACAAUAGAAUCUUUUGACCGUUUUUCGCAUAGCUCUGAUAGGUUGACUGCAUAAGGGUGAACAGGGCAAAAAAAAAAUGGAACUCACAUUGUGAACUGGUGCUGCUCAUUAAAAUCGACCUGCUAUUCAUCGCAAUCGCAAAGCAAUCAAAUGACGAUCUAUAUUAAUUGAUCGAUUUUUAUAAAUUAGCUUUUUUCUCCCUUUUUCCACAGAGAAUGUGUAAAUUUAAUUCGUUGUUGCUAAAAUUAAAUAUAUUAAAUUAAUCGCCAACGCAUUAAAAAUACCAAAAAUUGUUUCUAAUUACAUAUGAACGGUGAUUUUAAGUGGCCUUUUCCCCUCUAAUUAAAAAAAUCGUAGACACUUUUUUUCGUGUAAUUUUUUUUUUUACUCAAUAUUAAUUAAAAUCUAAUUAACACAUUCCAUGUGCAAAGCGAGUUUUCCAAUUUCGACACAAACUCUAUGCGAACAGAAGAAAAGAAAAAACGGUUUGCUACUGUUCGAUGACUUGAUUGAUAUAUGUAUAUUCCGUGGCAGUGUAAUGUUUUCUAGCCGCUGAAGUGAAUUCACUUUGGACAGAGCAUUAUAUUAGGCAUUUGGAAAACCUGCUUGACAAAAGUGUUUAUGGUGUGAAUUUUUCUUCAAUUUUUUUGUUGUACUAGUAGAUGUUCUCUACAUCGAUUGAGAUUUGUCGAUUGAUCUAAAGUAAAAUAAAUUUAAAGACUUUUUAGUCUUCUAAAAAUCUGCUAGCACUUUUCGAUUUAUCAAUUACCAUCUGAACGUUUGUAGCUAGUGCACAGCAUGAAGAUUAAGCCACAUAUUUUCCGAUUUACUUCAUUUAAUUAGGAUGUUUGGAGUUGACGUAAAAGAUGAAUAUUUGGAGUGUCUUUUUCGCUAAAUGCAAUUUUUUCUCUCUUCAUUUUCCCCUCCGCCAUUCCAUAAGCGCUACGAUUUUUCCAUUUAAAACCGAAAAAAAGUUAUCGCUUGAGCCAUUACGAUGUCUCGAUAGAAUCGAAAACGCUGAGAACGAAAAGUUGCCUUGCUAAAAGUGGAUAAGACAGAAAAAAAAACAGUGCAUUCCUUGAUGAGGGGGGUUUCUAAUAAUAAUCAAAUGAUGUGUUUGUGCAUUACUCUCUCGCAUUUUUGCGCCUGGCCGAAACCAACCGACCGGUGUGUGAUGUGCAAUUAGACACGGUGAAAAAUCCUUCAUGAACAUGAACACCGCGCGCCAUAUUCACACCUACUUCGAUCGACUUGAAUGGCCACGUGGCCCAUGGUGUGAUGGGAGAAUUCGUCUUCGUCAUCGUCGUCGUCGUUGUGCGCAAAUUGAUGCGUUUACACCGUACGCAUUUGCAAUAAAUUAAAAAUAAUUCAGCUUGGACAAAAACUGACGUACGUGGCAAUUUGCAAACAAAUUUCGUCUGUUCCAAUUCAUGACAAGUUCAAAUCUCUCAUAUGUUGAAUGCCGCUCGAGUAAUCGGCCGAAAUUAGAAAAGGAAAAACCGAAAUAUAUAAAUCAUAUUAUUAAUAGAAGAGAAAAAAAGAAUAAAUAGAAGAAGGAAAACCGAAAUUCGUUGGGUAAAAUUGAAGGUGGGGAAUAUGAAGCUGAAAUGUCGACCGUGCGCGCGUCCAAUUCUCUCUCAAGUACAAAAUGAUGUACUUCUCUCUCGGCGAGAGAAACAUGCAACAGCAGCAGCUUCGAAUUGUCAACUGAUUGUCAAAGAUUUGUCAAAACAAUGGCAUGCCAUUCAGAGAGCAAGUAAUGGAGAUCUGUUUUGUUGGCAUCGCAACAGACGCAUCGGCGGUCAAAUAGUUUACACGUGAUUUCCGUCUAAGCCCAAGAGUUUGACUUCUUUUUUUCGUAAACGAAUUCAUAGAAUUAGAAGAAGAAAAAAGAAAACAUCGGAAUCAGGCAAAUGUUUGUACAUAUUUUUAGAAAUCCCGUUUUCAAGAGAUUCCCUUGAGCUGGGCGAAAGCGAGUGAAAGAGACAACACUCGAUUCUCUUUCUUUUCUGCAAUAUGUGUAAAAAUGCUUGUCAUAUUGCAGGCUCGUUCCGCUUUAUCUCGUCGUAAAUAUCUGUUUUAUUUGCACAUUUGUUGUAUGGCUUUGGAUGCCAUUUCGAUACUUAGCUCCUUAGCUUUUCGUUUUGUUGGUGGUUUUUUCCUUUCUCUCUCUCUCUCUCUCUCUCUCUCUCUCUCUCUCUCUUGCUGUCACGCUCGUACAUUCUCUCACGUGUUGGGGCUCGUACGCAAUUUUCAGGGAAAACCACUCGUUUUUUUUUUCAUGUACAUGGACUCUGUGAGGCAGACACAAACACAGGGCGUGCGCAAGAGGAAACGAGCGAGAGAAAAUAAACAGAAAUUUCUUUUUUCUCGUCGAUUUUUGUGUGUGAUCUUUCGUUAAAUCAUAAGUGUUCGUGUUUCUUUCUUUAUUUCUCGAUUUUUUGUUUCUCAUAAGCGCCAACAUAUCUUCUCUUUUUGAUUUUCCUUGGUCGGGGCCGGCCUUUGUUUGUCGUUUCGGGUGCGGGCCGUUCCCGAGCUGUGUGCUAGAGUGAGUGAGUGCGAUCUUGUCGCGGGCACUAUUUAUUCGGCAUAACCAGAUAGUUAAUGCAACAUUUCUGUGUAAAACAUUCAAUAUUGAAAUUCAGUAGUUUCUGUGAAUUUGCCACGAUCGCUACACACCUCUUGAUCUCAGUUAUCAUCUCAUCGUUCAACUUGUUGCUAUUAUUUUGCCGUCUAUUUUGCUGCUGAGCCUAGCAAACAAUUCAAUUUCGACAUGGAAGAUUUACCAAAAGAUCAAGUCGUUUUGCUUAAAAAUGCCUUCGACGCUUUCGAUCAGGAAAAGAAUGGAUUUAUCAGUGUGACCAUGGUUGGCACCAUUCUCGGUAUGUUGGGACAUCAACUCGAUGAGAAAAUGUUGAAUGAAAUCGUGGCUGAGGUCGAUGAAGAUGGCAGCGGUCAAAUUGAAUUCGAAGAAUUUUGCACGCUCGCCGCCCGGUUCCUCGUUGAAGAAGAUGCCGAAGCCAUGCAACAAGAAUUGAAGGAAGCCUUCCGGUUGUACGACAAAGAAGGCAAUGGUUACAUUACAACAGCCGUUUUGCGGGAGAUUUUGAAAGAGCUUGAUGACAAAAUUACAAAUGAAGAUUUGGACAUGAUGAUCGAAGAAAUCGAUUCAGAUGGUUCGGGUACCGUUGAUUUCGAUGAAUUCAUGGAAGUGAUGACAGGCGGUGAUGACUGAGGCGUUUUUAAAUUAAAUUAAUAUAAAACUGUUUUGUUUUUUUCUUUUUUUGCAAUGAAAUUUUAAAAUUUAUAGCGUACGCAACGCAAAACCAAACAAAGUAACGAAAAAAAAAAAUACAAAUACAAACAAUUGUUAAGCAUAAAUCAUGUGAAUCAUGUGAAAACUUUAUUAAACAACGAAUAAAACAAACACAACAAGAAAAAAAGAAGCCGCGCGCACCCAAUUCAUUCAUUGAUUAAUUCGUUUUUCUACUAUAUACAAAAGCCCAUAAAUAUGUAUAAAAUUUAUUGAAAGAAAGAAAGAGAAUUCAAUAAAGGAAAUAAUGUAAAUAAAACACCACGUUCGCUGACUGGCAAUGGAUUUAUCGCCGGCAGAAAAAAAAAAACGAAACGAUCGAUCGAACGAACGGGAAAAAGGGGGCGCUGAAUGAGUGUUAAUCGAAUUGUUAUUGGAAAUCAAUUGAAACGAAUUAGAGGGAAUGAGAGAGAGAGAGAUACACAGAAAGAAAGUGUCUUUUGGCAUAGCGGCGCACAUAUCAAAUUGUGUCCAAUCAAUGGUUGAUAAAUGUUUUAUCAUUUUG